GCUUCACUUGAAUCAGACCGCUGUUGGUUGAAUGGUCCAAGGUGCACAAUCCUUUGGUUUAUAUUUGCAAUUACCGGUCUCACUUUUUAUUCGCUCGCGGAUUUGCAGCGUCAAUUAUGUCCAGGAGACGACACAGCGACGACAAUGACGGCGGUCAGUCUCACAAACGGAGGAGAACGUCAGAGCCCAUCGAGAUAGAGGAUCGAUUAGAGUCGCUGAUAUGUCGCGUGGGAGAGAAGAGCACGUCGUCUCUGGAGAGCAACCUGGAGGGUCUGGCAGGUGUGCUAGAGGCAGACCUUCCCAACUACAAAAACAAGAUCCUUCGUAUUUUAUGUGCCGUUGCUCGCCUCCUCCCGGAAAAGCUGACGGUCUACACCACUCUGGUCGGCCUCCUCAACGCCCGCAACUACAACUUUGGUGGGGAGUUUGUGGAAGCCAUGAUCCGACAGCUGAAAGAGACGUUGAAGAACAACCUGUACAGCGAAGCGGUUUACCUGGUGCGGUUUUUGUCGGAUCUUGUCAACUGUCAUGUGAUCGCUGCUCCGUCCAUGGUGGCCAUGUUUGAGAAUUUUGUGAGCGUUACACAGGAGGAGGACGUGCCACAGGUCCGGUCAGAUUGGUUUGUAUACGUAGUUCUGUCGUGUCUACCAUGGGUUGGGAAGGAGCUGUACGAGAAGAAGGACGUGGAAAUGGACCGACUUCUGAGUCAGAUCGAAGGCUACCUCAAGAGGCGAGUGAAGACUCACGUGCCCAUGCUGCAGGUGUGGACGGCAGAGAAGCCACAUCCACAAGAAGAGUACCUGGACUGUCUCUGGGCUCAGAUCCAGAAGCUGAAGAAGGACCGCUGGCAGGAGCGACACAUACUGCGCCCAUACAUCGCCUUUGACAGUGUCCUUUGCGAAGCCCUGCAACACAACCUGCCUCCCUUCACGCCUCCGGGUCACAUGCCGGACGCCCAGUACCCGAUGCCGCGCGUGGUCUUCCGCAUGUUCGACUACACGGACGCUCCAGAGGGACCGGUCAUGCCGGGCAGCCACUCGGUGGAGAGGUUCGUCAUCGAGGAGAACUUGCACUGCAUCAUCAAGACUCACUGGAGGGAAAGAAAAACCUGCGCCGCCCAGCUGCUCAGCUACCCGGGGAAGAACAAGAUCCCCCUCAACUAUCACAUUGUGGAGGUCAUUUUCGGGCAACUGUUCCAGCUGCCGUCGCCUCCUCACAUCGACGUCAUGUACACAACACUGCUGAUCGAGUUGUGCAAACUGCAGCCGGGGUCUUUGCCGCAGGUCCUGGCUCAAGCCACAGAGAUGCUCUACAUGAGACUGGACACCAUGAACACGACCUGCAUAGACCGACUGGUCAACUGGUUCUCCCAUCACUUGAGCAACUUCCAGUUCAGAUGGAGCUGGGACGACUGGGCUGACUGCCUGACCGUGGAUCUGGACCGGCCCAAGCCCAAGUUCGUCAAGGAAGUUCUGGAGAAGUGCAUGAGACUCUCCUACCAUCAGCGGAUCGUCGACAUCGUCCCUCCCUCUUUCUCCGCCCUCAUCCCAGCUGAACCCAUCUUCAUGUACAAGUACUCCGAGGAGAACGCAGCCAGCGUGUUGCCGGGCUACCAGGUGUCCAUCACUGUGGGCAGUGCCAUCAAGAACCGGGCGUCCAACGAGGAGAUCCUGACCAUCCUGAGGGACGUUCCCAACCCCAACCAGGAGGAUGAUGACGAUGAAGGCGAGAGCUUCAACCCUCUGAAGAUCGACGUGUUCCUGCAGACUCUCCUCCACCUGGCGGCCAAGUCUUUCAGUCACUCUUUCAGUGCCCUCGGCAAGUUCCAUGAAAUCCUCAAGACCCUGACAGACGGCGACGAGGGCAAACUGCAUAUCCUGAAGGUGGUUUACGAGGUGUGGAGGAACCACCCGCAGAUGAUCUCCGUGCUGGUGGACAAGAUGAUCCGGACCCAGAUCGUGGACUGCGCCGCAGUGGCCAACUGGCUCUUCUCUCAGGACAUGGCUCACGAAUUCAGCAGGCUCUUCAUCUGGGAGGUCCUCCACUCCACCAUCCGCAAGAUGAACAAGCACGUGCAGAAGAUCCAGAAGGAGCUGGAGGAGGCCAAGGACAAGCUGGAGAAGCAGCAGCACAAGAGGAGGGACAGCGGGGAUGACGAGGACAUGGAGAAGAACAGCGAGGACGAGGAAGGCCAGCUGGAGGAGCAGAUUGAGAGGCUGCAGGAGAAGGUGGAGUCGGCCCAGAGCGAGCAGAAGAACCUCUUCCUCGUCAUCUUCCAGCGCUUCAUCAUGUUGCUGACGGAACACUUGGUCCGGUGUGAGACGGGCGGCGUGGAUAUCAACACUCCCUGGUACAAGAACUGCAUCGAGAGACUGCAGCAGAUCUUCCUCAUGCAUCACGUGACCAUCCAGCAGUACAUGGGGACCCUGGAGAACCUCCUCUUCACAGCAGAACUGGACCCUCACAUCCUGGCCGUGUACCAGCAGUUCUGCGCCCUGCAGCUCUGAGACGGAUCCGAACCACGUCGACCCGGUAGAGCUCAGUCCGAACCAUAGUUUUCCCAUCUGUUUCUGUUUUUUUUUUUUUUUCCUGAUUUUUACGCCGAGCUCGUCACGAGUCUUUUAGAUCAUGUCCACUCUGGUUCCUGGUCCACAGAGCGCUCUACUUUUAUAUUUCUUUCAUGAAUUGAACACCAUUAAAGGCUACCAUCCUUUAACUACUCAUCGGUGUGAAACCUUUGUCUCGUCCACUCCUGCUGACCAGCUGCUUCAGUCAAGGGACAAUUUGUUGGGAAGAAAAAUUCUGCUUGUGUCAGCCUUGGUUUUAUUCACUUUCAUUUUUAAUCGUCAAUGCCUUCAUUUUUACAUCAUUUUCAUUGUAGUUAACACAAGAGUACUCUUCAUUUCUGAGAAAUU
Molecule: messenger RNA, 2915 nt
Organism: Synchiropus splendidus (mandarinfish)
Lineage: Eukaryota; Metazoa; Chordata; Actinopteri; Syngnathiformes; Callionymidae
Gene: ncbp1
Product: nuclear cap-binding protein subunit 1
Exons: 23
Coding region: 117-2507 (796 amino acids)
Biological process (GO): mRNA export from nucleus; regulation of mRNA processing; nuclear-transcribed mRNA catabolic process, nonsense-mediated decay
Cellular component (GO): nuclear cap binding complex; nucleus
Molecular function (GO): mRNA binding; protein binding; RNA cap binding
Source: RefSeq, a predicted model, not a curated record